AUGAAUGUGGCAACAAAGUUGAGGAAAAAACAUCUCCAAUGGGUGAAUGAAAAGAUGAGUGUGGCAGAAGCAUUGGACUUUUUGAACAAAGAUCUGGCUAUGGCUGACUUCAAGGAUUCAGAAUCUACAGCAUAUUUUGGUAGAACAGUAAACAAUUUAUUUGAUGUUUUUAAUUCAAGGAAUAGGAUGUCAAAAAAACCUUAUGAGAAACCAUUGUCACCUGCUACUGAACCAUAUUUCAAUUUCUUAGAAGAAGCGAAGGAUUAUUUGAAAUCGCUAAAAUUAGGAGACACUAGAGUUAUACUUUCUAGAAGAAAAUUAGGAUUUUUGGGAUUCAUAAUUUCAAUAAACAGUUUAAAGGGCCUGUAUGAAUAUAGAGUCAAAGAAACCAAAGAGCUGAAGUACCUUCUCACAUAUAAGUUAUCUCAAGAUCAUUUGGAAAUUUUCUGCAGUUGUAUAAGAAGCAAAGGAGGAUACAGCAAUAAUCCUACCUCGAAGCAGUUUCAGAAUAUUUUAAAAAAAUUAUUACCUCAUACUGAAAUAAGUGGCAAUGAAGCAUCCAAUGUCGUGGCAUUAGAUAGCACAUCCAUUUUGCACUGUUCAUCAUCAUCUUUUGAGAUCAAAAUUAGUGAGGAUAUGACCUCAUCAUCAAACAGUAUAGAGGAUGAUGACGAUUUUAUACAAUUUAAAAACUUUCUUCGAAGUCCUUGGCAGCUUACACUGUAUCUGGAAGAUGUUGUUGCAUAUGUUGCAGGUUUUGUUGUGAAGAGGCUAAAAAAGUCUAUAAAAUGCCAGAGUUGUUUAGAUUUGUUAGAAACUUCAGGAGAGUCUAUAUCGAAAUUACAAAUAAGAAAAACGUAUGGAAAAUUAGUUAAAGCCUCCGCUUUUGUAAUAAAUGUGUGUAAAUAUGCAGAACAUUGCUUUAGGUUAUAUAAGGAAAGGUUAGAAGUUGGCAAAAAAAAUAUGACGAGAGCUUCACAAAUAUUAACAAAUUAUACAUUGCAAAAUUUACCUCUUGGAUUCGGAAAUGUGUUUAAUGACCAUGUAUUCGAAGAUGAACCUUUAAGUAAUCAUUUUCCAUUGCUCUAUAAACAAGUUUUAGAACAAUAUUUUACCAUUAAGUUGUACCAUUAUACCUCUAACUUGAAUGCCCCUUCAAAACGUGUACGAUCAUUACUCACAAAAAGUAUAUUAUUUCAAAAUCAAUAAUACCUGAUAAUUACAAAAAAAUAAAAAGCAAAAUUAUAAAAUGAAUUAUAAAUAAUGACUUAGGGAGAGUGACAAGUCCAAAGGAAUUGUUUUACUGAAAAAUGCACUAAACCAAAUAAAAUAAACCUCCAAACAUGGAUUGACUACUAUAAAAUAAUGUAUAAUCCUACCCCCAAUGUUGACUUUAGCUUUUCACAUGUUUUACAUCCAUAUCUGGAUCAGCAUAUAUCAAUACAAGAACUUUUUGACGCGCUAAAUGGCUAAAAUGGCUAUCAGAGUCUACAGAGUACGCUAAAUCCCCAAGUAUACCGUUAUGUAUAAAACGAUUUAUAAUCCAACUUAAGCUCCACAAUAAAUGUAGUCUCAAAAUCUUCCUAAACAAUAUUUCAUACAGGGUUGACCAAACAGACUAUUGUACAAUAUGCAAUACUCGAAAGACCGAAUCUUUAGGACAUCUCCUCCUGGAAUGUCCAUUAUACAAUCCAUUGAGAGCGCAUAUUCUGUCAGAUCGUUUGAACCAAAUCUGUGUCUUUGCUUGCCUAAAUAAAACGAAGGAGAUGAAUUUAUGAUACAAACUUUUUAAAUACUUUAGGGAACUAUUUAAGCUAAGAUCUUUCUUAAGGAAUGAAUAGUUUUUUUGUGCCUUCAAUAUCAAGACAGAAUAUUUAAAUUGAUGCGUC
Messenger RNA from Acanthoscelides obtectus, 1889 nucleotides. NCBI's taxonomy places the organism in Eukaryota, Metazoa, Arthropoda, Insecta, Coleoptera, Chrysomelidae. The record is from the annotation of a GenBank genome assembly.